Gongylonema pulchrum is the source of this 300-nucleotide messenger RNA. The record is from the annotation of a GenBank genome assembly. NCBI's taxonomy places the organism in Eukaryota, Metazoa, Nematoda, Chromadorea, Rhabditida, Gongylonematidae.
CUUAUGUUUACCGAAGAUGAUGUGAAGUUUUAUCUUGCCGAAAUUACGCUAGCACUUGGCCAUUUGCACUCACUGGGGAUUGCUUACAGGGAUCUGAAGCCGGAGAACGUCCUUUUGGAUGCUGCUGGACAUAUAAGCCUAACGGAUUUUGGGCUAUCAAAGGAAUCGAUAGAAAAAGAUGGCAAAACGUAUAGUUUUUGUGGUACUGUGGAAUAUAUGGCACCAGAAGUGGUAAGCCGACGAGGGCAUACAGUAUCUGCUGACUGGUGGAGUCUUGGCGUCUUGAUGGUCAGUGUUUGA